Symbiodinium sp. CCMP2592 is the source of this 1179-nucleotide messenger RNA. The record is from the annotation of a GenBank genome assembly. Lineage: Eukaryota; Dinophyceae; Suessiales; Symbiodiniaceae.
AUGCCGGCAUCCCAGCUAGCUCCGACUUCGCUGGGCCAUGUCGCGGUAACUCGCGGCAGCCAGGUUGCGGUCACAGCGCGAUUCGAAGGACUUGCGAGCAAGGCUUGGCUCACCCGCAAGCUAUCUGUUCUGCUGCCUGUGGAGGGCCUGCCCAAGCAAGCAGUGGACGAGCUGGUGUCGACUCUACAGCUUCAGCGCGUGGCCUAUCUUCUGGAAAAUGUUCCUCUGGAGUCACUGGGGCACCAGUGGUUCGUCGACUCAGCUUCCCAGAGAAAGAUCUGUGGCCUGAGUGUUGGUCCGGGAGGUCAGAGCAGCGUCGCGCUGCUGGGAGCGUCCGGGCGCCUCUGCGCCAGGUUGCCGGCACCGAGCUUUCAGCGUCUCGGCCUUGAAGAGCCGCUUCCAGGUGCCGCGAAGCUCCAGGCAAAGCUCUUGUCAGGCCAGCGUCACGUCGUCGUGGACUUGCCUAUUUCGAAAACGAGGGCAAGGAGGGCGGCCAAGACGAAGGAACCGGCCACCAGCAGGUGGCAGUCUUUGACAGCGCCUUUGGGCGAGACCAUCUCUUUGCGAGCUUACUGCGACCGAGAGAUGGAGCCACCCUACGACUUCGCACCCUUGCGGUCUGUGUCCUCCCGCAUGCAUUCCCAGCAGGUGCCAGUCCAACAUCGUUUACUACGUCUUGGACAAACCCUUCGCAGGCCGCCUUUCGAACGCUUGGUGCUGGAGCCGUGGCAGUGGAACGAUCCCCUGGACCAGGCAGCCCAAAGUGCUGCCCGGUUCUCCGCAUCGUACGGCCAAGCUUGUGAAGAUCUCCUCGAUUGGCUGGGUGGGCUACAUCUCGAAAUAGAUAUGCCAGACGGAGAUCUUGGGCAGGUCUCCAAUCCUGGAAUGGACACGGAGGCACUUCUGUGGACUAUGGGCGAAAGUUUGCUGGGACCUUCCCAAAUCCUGCAUGCCUUGCAAGUCUGCAAAGAUGCCUUUGCGAAGCAGGCAGAGUGGUUUUUACUCUCAAUCUGGGGUGCAGAGGAUGCGCCAAUCUCCCAUCAUGGUGGUGCACAUGGCUUGGAUAUCAGUGGAGCUCACCAUGCACACCUUCUGUGCGUCCGUGGGAGGUCUGAGGAGCGAGAGGAUCCACAAGGCUUGCUGAUCGAGGGGGUGAACGCCCUUGACUCUGCAGCGUGA